AUGACAGAAAUUACUACAAUUAUUCGUCUUGCAAGAAAAUAAAGCUCAAACAUUAAACUUUAAUAGUCCUCCUUAAAUUCCUCAUAAGCACCACCAUAUUUUCUUUUGAAAUCUUCUUUCACCAAGUUGUUUAAAUUUAAAAAUAUCUUCAUUCCCAUCCAUAAAGGAAAUACUAGGAGAUAAACUGCUAAUAGGGCAAAAGCAAUUAUCACAGAUAUCGUCUCACUUGUGCUCGAGAAAUCACUUCUUAGAAAAUUUAUGAUAGCGCUUAAUUGCUUGUUUAUUACCUUGGAUGCUUAGCUAUUUUUUACAUAAUAAAUGCAAAAAUUGCAGUAAAUAUACCUUAACCAACAAAAAUUGCAACAUCAAAAGCAUUUAGAAUUAUAUUACAUGUAGAAUAUCCCUGAUUAUCAAAGCUAUCAGAAUAAGGUUCUUAACUAGAGGGCAAAUCUAAAUACUAUUCAAAUACACUUGAUAUGUCCAAUAAUUGAAAAUUAAAUGAGUUCAUUAGCACAAAGAAUGAAGUCAAGAACUCAGGCAUAAUAAAAUUAUUCAGAGGAAGCAUAGUAAGGAUCUGAAUAGUAUUUAUCAUUCCAAAUAGAUAUGUCAUACUUCCACCUCUAUGACUAUUAAAAAUGA
Molecule: messenger RNA, 639 nt
Organism: Stylonychia lemnae
Lineage: Eukaryota; Ciliophora; Spirotrichea; Sporadotrichida; Oxytrichidae
Source: the annotation of a GenBank genome assembly